This is a messenger RNA of Erigeron canadensis, 2580 nucleotides long. Its product is annotated as magnesium-chelatase subunit ChlD, chloroplastic. NCBI's taxonomy places the organism in Eukaryota, Viridiplantae, Streptophyta, Magnoliopsida, Asterales, Asteraceae. Gene Ontology annotation, biological process: chlorophyll biosynthetic process. The record is from RefSeq and is a predicted model, not a curated record. Gene Ontology annotation, molecular function: ATP binding; ATP hydrolysis activity; magnesium chelatase activity. The transcript is spliced from 15 exons. Bases 94 to 2421 code for a protein of 775 amino acids.
CCAUCAGAUAAGAGAAACACACACACACUGGGACACAUACAAACUCUCCCUUUCACUAGACUCUUUUUUUGGUCCAUUCAACCCAAUCCAUCCAUGGCGCUUCUACAUUCUCCAGCUUCUACUAAUACGAAUAAUAAUAAUAAUUCCUCAUUUCUAAAUAAUCGCCGAUAUUUCAUUCACAAUCCAAUCUUAUCUCCUCUGAAAUUACCACUAGGCGGUCCGAAUUCAGCAGCACUCAAGAUCAAACACAAAAACAGCAUCCAUCGCGUCCGUAUUCGCGCGUCCGCAACUCUAGAAUCCAGCAACGGUGCGGCCACCGUGUCCAUCGGCAUUGAGAAUUCAGCUGCUCCGUCUACUAUUCCUUAUGGUAGACAGUACUUCCCUCUCGCUGCAGUUGUUGGUCAGGAUGCUAUUAAGACUGCACUUUUACUUGGGGCUAUUGACCGUGAGAUCGGAGGGAUUGCAAUCUCUGGCAAAAGAGGAACUGCCAAGACGGUUAUGUCACGCGGGUUGCAUGCAAUUCUGCCUCCAAUUGAUGUCGUUGUUGGUUCAACUUCAAAUGCUGAUCCAUCUUGCCCAGAAGAGUGGGAAGAUGGACUUUCUGACAGAGUGGAAUAUGACUCUGCUGGUAAUGUCAAGACCCAAGUAGUCAAAUCACCAUUUGUACAGAUUCCACUUGGUGUUACAGAAGAUCGACUAAUUGGAUCUGUUGAUGUUGAGGAGUCUGUCAAGACUGGAACCACUGUAUUCCAGCCAGGUCUUUUGGCUGAAGCACAUAGAGGAGUUCUUUAUGUUGAUGAAAUCAACUUACUAGAUGAGGGUAUAAGUAAUUUGCUUCUGAAUGUGUUGACGGAUGGUGUUAACAUUGUUGAAAGGGAAGGAAUCAGCUUUCGUCAUCCAUGCAAGCCGCUGUUAAUCGCUACUUAUAAUCCAGAAGAAGGUGCUGUACGUGAACAUUUACUGGAUCGUAUUGCAAUCAAUUUAAGUGCAGAUCUCCCAAUGAGUUUUGAGGAUCGUGUUGCUGCUGUAGAGAUAGCAACACAGUUUCAAGAACAAAGUAAUGAGGUUUUUAAAUUGAUGGAGGAAGGAACAGACUCCGCAAAGACUCAGAUUAUUUUGGCAAGGGAAUACUUGAAGGAUGUUAGCAUUAGCCGAGAGCAAUUGAAGUACCUGGUCAUGGAAGCUCUCCGCGGUGGUUGCCAGGGACAUCGUGCUGAACUAUAUGCUGCACGUGUUGCCAAAAGUUUGGCUGCUCUGGAAGGUCGUGAAAAGGUUAAUGUGGAUGACCUCAAGAAAGCUGUAGAGCUUGUCAUUCUUCCUCGUUCAAUAUUUAACGAGACCCCCCCGGAACAGCAACAACAGCAACCUCCGCCACCACCACCCCCUCCACAAAGUCAAGAAUCUGAGAACCAGAAUGAAGAAGAGGAGAAAGAGGAUGAAGAUAAGGAAGAUGAUGAAAAUGAAAAUGACGAGGAGAAUGAACAGCAACAGGAUCAAAUACCUGAAGAAUUUAUCUUUGAUGCAGAAGGUGGUCUCGUGGAUGAGAAACUUCUCUUCUUCGCACAGCAAGCACAAAGGAAAAAAGGUAAAGCCGGGAGAGCAAAGAAUGUCAUUUUCUCAGAAGACCGAGGUCGAUAUAUUAAACCGAUGCUUCCCAAGGGUCCAGUAAAACGAUUAGCUGUUGAUGCUACUUUACGAGCAGCUGCACCAUAUCAAAAAUUACGUAGAGAAAAGGACUUACUAAAGGUUAGGAAAGUUUUUGUAGAGAAGACAGAUAUGAGAGCUAAACGAAUGGCACGGAAAGCAGGCGCCUUGGUUAUAUUUGUGGUUGAUGCUAGUGGAAGCAUGGCACUAAAUCGAAUGCAGAAUGCAAAGGGUGCAGCACUUAAACUAUUAGCAGAAAGCUAUACAAGCAGAGAUCAGGUGGCCAUCAUUCCCUUUCGUGGAGAUGCUGCAGAAGUUCUUCUACCUCCUUCUAGAUCCAUUUCAAUGGCUAGGAAACGUCUAGAGAGGCUUCCAUGUGGUGGAGGAUCUCCGCUCGCUCAUGGACUUACCACCGCCGUUAGGGUUGGAAUAAAUGCAGAGAAGAGUGGCGACGUUGGACGUAUAAUGAUUGUAGCAAUAACCGAUGGUAGAGCAAAUAUUUCACUCAAAAGAUCUAAUGAUCCUGAAAUGGCUUCAGAUGCACCAAGGCCUACUUCUCAAGAGUUAAAGGAUGAGAUACUCGAAGUGGCUGGUAAAAUUUACAAAGCUGGAAUGUCUCUUCUUGUCAUUGACACGGAAAAUAAGUUUGUUUCAACUGGUUUUGCCAAAGAGAUUGCUCGAGUCGCCCAAGGAAAAUAUUAUUACCUUCCUAAUGCUUCUGAUGCUGUGAUCUCUGCUGCAACAAAGGAUGCACUAUCAACUUUGAAGAACUCAUAAAUCACAAAAAUGCAACAAAAUUGUAACAUGUCUGUUGCGGUAUUUGUUUCCACUAAAAGUGAGACACGAGGAUGGACCCAUUGUCAUGACACUAUUUUUUGAGCCUUGUUCAUAUCCUAACUUCCAAUAUAUAUCCAAAAUAGUAAUCAUUUUGGUUUA